Messenger RNA from Pelodiscus sinensis (Chinese soft-shelled turtle), 711 nucleotides. Its product is annotated as taste receptor type 2 member 7-like. Gene Ontology annotation, molecular function: G protein-coupled receptor activity; bitter taste receptor activity. Lineage: Eukaryota; Metazoa; Chordata; Testudines; Trionychidae. Gene Ontology annotation, cellular component: membrane. The record is from RefSeq and is a predicted model, not a curated record. Gene Ontology annotation, biological process: G protein-coupled receptor signaling pathway; sensory perception of taste; detection of chemical stimulus involved in sensory perception of bitter taste.
AUGGAGCUCAUUGUAGGGAUGAUAGCAAACGGACUGAUAGUGGUUGUGAAUUGCCUAGAGUGGAUCAGAAGCAGAAAUCUGAGCUAUUGUGACAUGAUCCUGACUAGCUUGGGUAUCUCCAGAUUGUUCUUUCAGUGCAUGAUAAUCAUUAAUACUACCAUCUAUCAAAUAUCUUCAGAGGAUAAUGCACAUCUUGAUUUGCUGAGAACCCUGGAUUUUCUCUGGUGUUUUACAAGUACUCUCAGUCUCUGGUUUGCCUCCUUGUUGAGUGUCUUCUACUGUGCAAAGAUUGCCAAUUUCAGCCAACCCAUCUUCCUCUGCCUGAAGUGGAGACUACUAGGGCUAAUGCCACAGCUACUCAUGGGAACCUUUCUGGUCUCCUUUGUCACCAGUCUCUCUUCAGUUUAUUCCAUUGAUCGGAAGUACAUAAACAAUUCAAUGACUAAUCUACCAGGAAACACCACAGGGGAGUGGACAUACUACACUAACUUUUCUUCUGGACUUUUCAUUUUGUACAUGCUUUGCCAUUCCUUUCCCUUCAUUAUAUUUAUUGUUUCCUCUGCACUGUUAAUCAUGUCUCUGUGGAGACACACUAAAAGGAUGGAAAAAACCACAGGCAGCUGCAGGGACACUGUUACCCAGGUUCAUGUCAGAGCAAUUCAAGGACAGCUCUCUUUCAUUAUCUUCCACAUUUCUUAUUUUGUUGCACAG